AUGACUGAUUUAUUAUUAUUGAAUAAAAUUAGUGUUAUUGCAACAAAUCGUUCCGUUCGACGACGAACGGACGAAAAUGUCGAUGAUGAUAUGGCAUUUCCAACACACGUUGAUAAACGCUCAUUACGACCAUCUUCUGCCUUCAAAUCAUUACUCGUAAUCAUCAUUGAUCGUUAUGCUGACGAUGAAACUUUACUGAAGUAUCUUACCUAA
Messenger RNA from Adineta ricciae, 213 nucleotides. Lineage: Eukaryota; Metazoa; Rotifera; Eurotatoria; Adinetida; Adinetidae. The record is from the annotation of a GenBank genome assembly.